AUGAGUCCAUCGUCGUUCUCGCCCUCAUCAUCAUCAUCAUCAUCAUCAUCAUCAUCUUCAUCUUCAUCCUCAAUUUUACAUACGCGGCCAUCACGGCCUAAUGAGUCCAUCAUCAUCAUCAUCAUCAUCAUCAUCUUCAUCCUCAAUUUUACAGUAUCUCCAGUUAGCCUAAUUCACCAACACCACUUCAAGUUAGGACGCUCCAACCACUUGAGGCACCACCCCGCCAGCGUCGAAUCUCCGUCAUUCCCACUUGGCAUAUGCCGUAACGCUCCGGCCAUUACGGGAGUCAUACCGAUAGGCUACGAAGAGCUUCGUCUUCGGCUGGAGGGGACAUGGCGGCCUUUGAAGAACACAUCUUUCCCGCUCUCGAAUAUGGUCGUGCAGGAGGCAACUCGGCUGUACAGUGGCGUCAAUUCACAUGACAUUGCGCGCCAGACGACGCCAGACCAGCUCCAAGUAAGUCAUCCACCCUCCUGUACACCAAAUACCUGCAUGUGUUGA
Messenger RNA from Protopolystoma xenopodis, 504 nucleotides. The record is from the annotation of a GenBank genome assembly. NCBI's taxonomy places the organism in Eukaryota, Metazoa, Platyhelminthes, Monogenea, Polystomatidea, Polystomatidae.